UCUCGGUCGCCCGAAGCAGCAGCUGUGGGAAAGGAAAACAAAAAAAUAAAUAAAUAAAUAAAAUCUCCCAGAUUAGAUUGCUGCAUGCAGUGCUGGCCACUCUUGAGUGAUGACCGAAACGUUGAUUCUUGGAUGCCCAUUCCAAUGUAUAAUCGGCAGACGCAGCCGCAGGCGUUCCCGCAGUAGUUUUAGGUGGAGACUGAGCAGCUCCUCCAAUGGCAAUGGCAGUGGCAGUGGGAGUGGCGGGGCCGCUGAGAAUAAGUUCAAAAGGGACAGCCUUUACAUCGACAAGCGCGGCAAAUUUCGGACCUUUAACCACAAGAAGCUCUCCAGGAAGAAGGGGGGGACUCUGCGAGGGCAAGGGUGGAAGUACGGGUCAGGGUUUGUGGAUGGGGUGUUCCCCGUGCUGAGCCCAAUUGCUCAGCAGAUGGUCCAGUUCAUGAAGGAGGAAAGAGAUGCCGACAGUGUUUUUGCCUUUCUUGAUCAGCUUCCCGCCACUCACACCUCCUGGGAUGAUAUCAUCAAUGUCGCCGUUCAUCUUCGCCUGAGCAAACUCUGGGACCCUAUUGCGUUGAUAGGUGAAUGGGUAUUGUCCCGGAGCUCCUUCCAACCUGAUGUCAUCUGUUACAAUUUACUCAUCGAAGCCUACGGGCAGAAAUUGCAGCACAGGAAGGCAGAAACCAAAUAUUUAGAACUCAUUGAAGCCCGCUGUGUUCCCACGGAGCAUACAUAUGCCCUUCUCCUCAAGGCAUACUCUGCAGCUGGCUUGCUCGAGAAAGCUGGAGCAGUCUUUGCUGAGAUGCAGAGAUAUGGUCUCGUCCCUAGUGCAAUAGUAUACAAUGCUUACAUUGAUGGGCUGAUGAAGGGAGGAAAGCCUCAAAAAGCAGUAGAGAUCUUCGAUAGGAUGAAAAGAGACCGAUGCCAACCUUCUACUGAAACCUAUACAAUGAUGAUCAACUUACAUGGAAAGACAAGCAAAUCAUAUGUGGCCUUAAAACUGUUUAAUGAGAUGAAAAGUCAAAGAUGUAAGCCAAAUAUCUGCACAUAUACUGCUCUCAUAAACGCAUUUGCAAGGGAGGGGCUUUGUGAGAAAGCAGAAGAGAUAUUCGAGCAGAUGCAAGAAGCCGGGCUUGAACCUGACGUCUACACCUACAAUGCUCUCAUGGAAGCUUACAGUCGUGCGGGAUUUCCUUACGGUGCUGCAGAGAUAUUCUCGCUCAUGCAGCACAUGGGCUGUGAACCAGAUAGAGCUUCAUUCAACAUAAUGGUAGACGCCUAUGGAAGAUCCGGUCUUCACGAAGAUGCAGAAGCUGUGUUUGAGGACAUGAAGAGGCUGGGAAUAACCCCAACAAUGAAAUCCCACAUGCUUCUUUUAUCUGCCCACUCCAAAAGUGGGAAUGUAGCGAGGUGCGAGGCCUUAGUGUCUCAAAUGCAGAAUUCAGGCAUUGAACUGGAUACAUUUGUUCUUAACAGCAUGUUAAACCUUUACGGACGGUUAGGCCAAUUUAAGAAGAUGGAGGAAGUUUUAAAAGUUAUGGAGAUUGGACCUUGGCCAGCUCAUAUAAGUACCUACAAUAUUCUGAUAAAUGCUUACGGGAAGGCGGGAUUUUUGGAUAGAAUGGAGGAGAUUUUCAGAAUUCUACCAAGCAAGAGUUUGAAGCCCGAUGUGGUGACUUGGACGUCGAGGAUCGGAGGGUAUUCCAGGAAGAAACUGUACAAAAGAUGCUUAGAGAUCUUUGAGGAAAUGAUUGAUUCAGGAUGUUACCCCGAUGGAGGGACAGCAAAGGUUCUUCUAUCGGCAUGUUCGAGCGAGGAUCAGGUGGAGCAGGUCACCACGGUUCUCAGAACAAUGCACAAGAGCAUGAGCACUUCUUUACCCACAUGAUGGACUCCUUAUGCUUCCAAAAACUUCCCUCAAAAGGCCUGUCUGUGAAUUCGAUGUCUUGUAUAUAUACUAUUGAAAUAUGUUGUCCUACACGGAAAAAUUGAGAAAAAAAUCAUAAGCUUAUAUGAGGUUUGGAUUUAGCAGUCUAUCAACUUGAGUUUUUGGA
Molecule: messenger RNA, 2051 nt
Organism: Punica granatum (pomegranate)
Lineage: Eukaryota; Viridiplantae; Streptophyta; Magnoliopsida; Myrtales; Lythraceae
Source: RefSeq, a predicted model, not a curated record